AUGCCUAAGAAGCUGCAAACACCGCAACAGGCUAUCGAUGAGUUCUGGACCAAGUUCACCACCAAGGCGCCCGGUAAAGCUACUACUGUUAUUCCGCACAAUUCGUAUAUUCGGCGCGCAGAGAAACAUGCCCGCAAGACCGGGAUCACCACUCAGGCAUCAUACGAGGAAGCUGCCGAAGUGUGCAAGGUGAAAGUGGCUAAAAUCGUCAAAGAGUGCCGGCGCGUUAACCAGAAAUAUCGGGACCCUCAUUUCGAUCUCGAAUGGGAUCUCAAAUGGGGUAAGCGUGACACACUCGAAAGUCUACACAACGUGAAGCAGCCGCCGGAGUCCGAUUUCAAGCCCAAGAGUGUAAAGCGGGUGUCCGACAUCUUUGACAACCCACGGUUUUAUAUCGAGGGGCCGACAGCGAACGAUGUCAGACAGGGCAGGGACGGUGACUGCUGGCUUAUGGCCGCACUGUGCACACUCAGCAACAAGUCUGGCUUGAUUGAGCGAUGUUGCGUGGCACGGGACGAGCAGGUGGGUGUCUACGGCUUCGUCUUUCACAGAGAUGGAGAGUGGAUAUCGGAAAUAAUCGACGACAAGCUCUUUCUAACAAAGCCUGAUUUCGAGGAGAGCUUUCUCGAGCGCAUGCUCUGGGAAGACCGGGAACGUGUCGAGUCCGAGGAACAGUAUCGGAAGGCGUACCAGAGUGGCUCCGGUGCGCUAUAUUUUGCACAGUGUGUACACGCGGAUGAGACUUGGUUGCCUCUGCUUGAAAAAGCAUACGCCAAAGCGCAUGGAGAUUAUUCAGCCAUUGAAGGUGGCUUUACUGGCGAAGGCAUCGAGGACCUCACUGGUGGGGUUACAAGCGAGCUAUACUCCAAAGACAUCCUUGACAAGGAACAGUUCUGGAAGGAAGAACUCAUGAAGGUCAAUGACGAAUUCCUCUUUGGCUGUUCAACUGGUAUGUGGGGUAUAGGAUGGGGCGAUCGUAAAGGUAUCGUCGAGUUACAUGCUUAUUCCAUCAUGAAAGCUGUUGAGGUCGACGGUCAACGAUUGCUACUCCUAAAGAACCCUUGGGGUAAGGGCGAGUGGAAGGGGCCAUGGAGUGACGGUUCCAAAGAAUGGACCCCGGAAUGGCUCAUUAAGCUCGACCACCGUUUUGGAGAUGAUGGUGCCUUCUGGAUCUCGUAUGAAGACCUUCUCCGCAAGUAUCAAGCCUUCGACCGCACGCGGCUUUUCGGUCCUGAUUGGAAGGUAACUUCUUUGUGGACUACGCUUUCCAUCCCAUGGUCCCUUGAUUAUCACGAUACACAGUUUGCGUUUUCACUCGCGGAGUCAGGGCCCGUCGUCAUCGUCCUAUCUCAGCUCGAUGAUCGCUAUUAUCGAGGCCUUGAAGGUCAAUACCGCUUUACGCUGAACUUCCGCCUUCACAAGGCAGGGCAGGAGGACUAUGUCGUCCGAAGUAUCAGUCCCUAUUGCCAAAAGCGCGGUGUUAACGUUGAGCUCGAGCUUGCCGCCGGUGAGUACCUGGUCUUGCUCAAGAUCAAUGCAGUGCGCUCCAUGGAUGUGCUGCCUAUAGAGGAGGUAGUACGAAACAAUGCUCGCGGUAGGCGCGACAAACUGGUAGCAGCCGGUAUGUCGUACGACUUAGCUCACAGCAAAGGUAAGAUUGUCGAAAUGGAGGAGGAAAAGGCGGCAAAGGCAGAGGCGGAAAAGAAACAGCAUGAAAAAGAGAAGAAGGAGCUCAAAGACACAUUAAUGGCUGCCAAACGUCGAGAACAUUACUUGGUUGUCAAAGAUCAGAGAAAGAGGCGCGACCGAGAGGCCAAGGCGAAAGCCAAGGCAGAGGUUAAGCAG
Truncatella angustata is the source of this 1845-nucleotide messenger RNA. RefSeq lists its product as uncharacterized. The annotation marks the transcript as partial. Gene Ontology annotation, cellular component: cytoplasm. The record is from RefSeq and is a predicted model, not a curated record. Gene Ontology annotation, molecular function: calcium-dependent cysteine-type endopeptidase activity. Lineage: Eukaryota; Fungi; Ascomycota; Sordariomycetes; Amphisphaeriales; Sporocadaceae. Gene Ontology annotation, biological process: proteolysis. The transcript has 2 exons.